CUCAACGUUCUCUCCUCCUCUCCCCCACACCCGAAGCCGUCCCCCACUCUCAGUUUCUUUGUAAAAGCACGACCUCAACAGUCAUAUGGCAAAUCUUUUUUACACACGCUACCUCAAACCACCACCGACUAUUGUCACUGCUGGCAAACCAUUCAAUAUUGUAUGGACAGUCGCUAAUGAUUUAGGCGAAAUCUCUUACUGGCAGCCUCUGACGAUCUGCUGUCGUCUCAUACCAGCAGCGACUUCUUCGUCAUCGCCAAAGACUGCCACCCACUUGACAUUACAACACCAUGGUUCAUCGCCAGCCUCAAAGAAGAAGUCUUUGUGCAACAUGGUAGAACUACAGUACGAUCCAGUCAAAGGUGGAGGCGUCAUGACGACAUCGUUAGUUGUAUCCGGAUCAUCUGCAGGGUCACGCACCGUUGGUAGCAACAGCAACAGUGUGACAUUCCAACUUGUGCUGGAACUAGCAGGCAGUCAAUAUAUAGAGCAUCCUGUAUGGACUAGAGCUCGUCUUUUAAAAAGCCAGUACGACGAUGAUGAUGAUGACGACGCGUGGGUCAUACCCGUGUUUUCACUACCAGUCCACUUAGCCACGUCUUCUCAACAGCAUGGAAAAUCAUCUUCUGUACGCGACUAUGAACGGCGCGUGACAAUAAAGAAUUAUAGUAAUGAUGCCAAUUCUACUAAACCACAACAACAUAUCAUCCGGAUUCAUGAAGAUGCUUCACCGAGCAUCGGGUCACAUAUAUGGGAUUGCGGGAUGCUCAUGUGUCAAUAUCUUGCCGAACAACAGUAUCAACAACAACAACCCCAUUUCGAUCGUAUCCUCGAACUAGGCAGCGGCACGGCAAUUGCCGGUAUCUAUGCUGCCCACAUGCUCAACCCGUCCAUCAUUUACUUGACUGAUCUGGACGAUACCGUACCCACGGUCCGACACAAUGUAUCUUUACAGCAACACAAAGCACAGAGUGAGAAAAGUAUCGUCGUCGAAGAGUUAGAAUGGGGUCAAACGGAUAUAUCGAACAAAUGUGUGAAUCUGGUGUUGUUGACGGAUGUGCUCUAUAACCCCGCGUUCCAUGAUGCAUUGAUCGAUACCCUCAGUAAGCUGGUGGAAACUAAUCCCAAGUUGAAGGUUCUACUCGGAUACAAGCCAAGAGAUCAGGGUGAAGAACGGACGUUUUUCGAUAAGAUCGGAAAGUUGGGUUGGCAAUGGCAAAUGUCAUUGUUGCCACCGGCUGAAAUUUACUGGAUCAGCAAACAAUAACUAGCUAUCUCUUCUUUUAUCAUGUAAAUAAGUUUGUUGUUGCUCCACUUGGUAUAUGUUCUUAUUGAAUGUGCAUGCCUACUUUAUCACAUAGUUACUGCUGUAAAUAAAGACUAGAAAAAAGUUUGCUUGUAUAAAGGCUUGUCAGUAAGGACCAAGGGUACCUUCGUAAGGAC
This is a messenger RNA of Zychaea mexicana, 1443 nucleotides long. RefSeq names its product putative methyltransferase-domain-containing protein. The record is from RefSeq and is a predicted model, not a curated record. The coding region runs from base 86 to 1267 and encodes 393 amino acids. NCBI's taxonomy places the organism in Eukaryota, Fungi, Mucoromycota, Mucoromycetes, Mucorales, Lichtheimiaceae. The transcript is spliced from 2 exons.